Messenger RNA from Gastrolobium bilobum, 3061 nucleotides. RefSeq names its product EIN3-binding F-box protein 1-like. Gene Ontology annotation, biological process: SCF-dependent proteasomal ubiquitin-dependent protein catabolic process. The record is from RefSeq and is a predicted model, not a curated record. Gene Ontology annotation, cellular component: SCF ubiquitin ligase complex. The transcript has 2 exons. Lineage: Eukaryota; Viridiplantae; Streptophyta; Magnoliopsida; Fabales; Fabaceae. Gene Ontology annotation, molecular function: protein binding. The coding region runs from base 278 to 2203 and encodes 641 amino acids.
UAAAAACCUUCCCUUUUGACAAACUCAAACCUCAAUUUUUUUUCUUUUCUUUUCACCACUUUCUCUGUUACCCCUUUUCUUUUUUUUGCCCUAUCUCAUAGGGUUUCCAUCAUCUUCUAGCUCUGCUAUCUCUCAUGCAUUUUUGUUUCCAAGAGUUGUUUGUUGCCGCUAUAGUCACCUUCUCCUUCUUCUUCGCUUUCUUUUUUGCUCUCUUUCGAGGGUUCUUUCGUGGAGAACAGCGCAGAUUUGACCUCCCGGGGUUUUUUGAGCUGUACCCAUGUCUAAAGUCUUCGGCUUUACCGGAAAUGAUGAUUUUUGCCCUGGGGGGUCAAUAUACCCUAACCCCAAGGAAGCGAGUCUCUUCUUGUCUCUUGGCCAUCAAGUUGAUGUUUACUUUCCUCUUAGGAAGAGGUCUCGCUUCAGUCUUCCAUUUGAUUUCAAUGGAGAAUGGUUUGAGCAGAAGCAGAAGACAUCUAUUGAAACUUUGCCAGAUGAAUGCCUGUUCGAGAUCCUUAGAAGGUUGCCUCCAGGCCAAGAUAAGAGUGCAUGUGCUUCUGUAUCCAAGCGCUGGCUUAUGCUCCUAAGCAAUAUUCGUAAGGAUGAAAUCUGCAGCAACGACACUACCGGAAAUGAAAAGGAGGUUGAUGAUCAGGGAUUUGGAGAUGAAGGAUACCUCUACCGUAGCUUGGAGGGAAAGAAGGCAACAGAUGUUAGACUUGCUGCUAUUGCUGUUGGGACAGCGUCUCGAGGAGGAUUGGGAAAGCUUUCAAUUCGUGGAAGCAAUUCAGAUCGUGGGGUGACUAAUGUUGGUCUCAAGGCAAUUGGUCGUGGAUGCCCUUCUCUAAAGGCUUUCUCUGUAUUUGAUGUUGCUACCAUUGGUGAUGAAGGCCUGAUUGAGAUUGCUAGUGGGUGUCACCAGUUAGAGAAGCUUGACCUUUGCAAUUGUCCAGCAGUUUCUGACAAGGCUUUAGUUGCAAUUGCACAUAACUGCCCAAAUCUUACUGAGUUAUCAGUAGAGUCAUGCCCUAAUUUGGGUAAUGAAGGUCUACAAGCUAUUGGGAAGUGUUGUCCCAAUCUAAGGUCUAUAUCAAUCAAGGAUUGCUCUGGAGUUGGUGAUCAGGGCAUUGCUGGCCUGUUAUCUUCAACUUCUUUUGUUAUGACAAAAGUGAAGCUUGAAUCGCUGAUUGUUUCUGAUCUCUCUCUAGCAGUUAUUGGACAUUAUGGCUUUGCAGUUACUGAUCUUGUCCUAAAUUGCCUCCCAAAUGUCACUGAGAAGGGAUUCUGGGUUAUGGGUAAUGGUCGUGGACUACAGAAACUAACGUCACUUACAAUUGGAUCCUGCCGAGGAGUAACAGAUAUUGGGCUUGAAGCUAUAGCCAAGGGUUGUCCGAAUGUGAAAAGCUUCCACCUUCAUAAGUGUGCAUUUCUGUCAGAUAACGGGUUGUCAUCAUUUACAAUAGCUGCUCCAUCAAUUGAGAGCCUACAAUUGGAAAAGUGCCACAGAAUUACCCAAUUUGGGUUUUUUGGUGUCCUUUUUAACUGUGGUGCUAAAUUGAAGGAUCUCACACUGGUAAGCUGCUAUGGGAUCACGGAACUGAAUUUGGAAUUGCCAGUAGUAUCUCCUUGUGAAUCGAUUCGGUCAUUAUCAAUCCGUGACUGCCCUGGAUUUGGUAAUGCUACCCUUGCUGUACUCGGAAAGCUGUGUCCUCGGCUUCAGCAUGUUGAGUUGAGUCAGCUUGAGGGAAUUACUGAUGCUGGGUUCCUUGCCCUGCUUAACAGCUCUGAGGCUGGUCUGGUUAAACUUAAUCUAAGUGGUUGCAUAAAUCUGACAGACAAAGUAGUUUUGUCCAUGGCCAAGUUGCAUGGGUGUACACUUGAGGUGCUAAACCUUUAUGGUUGUAAAAAAAUCAGCGAUGCUAGCUUGAUGGCAAUUGCAGGCAAUUUCCCAUUUAUCUAUGAUCUUGAUAUUUCCAAGUCUGCAAUCACUGAUGCUGGGAUUGCAGCCCUUGCACGUGGGAAGCAGCUUAAUUUGGAGAUACUUGCUUUAGCAGGUUGCACAUUGGUUUCAGACAAGAGCAUGCCAGCUUUGAGAAAAUUGGGACUGGCCCUUGUGGGAUUAAAUAUCCUGCACUGUAAUGCAAUCAGCAGCAACUCAGUUGACAUGCUUGAGCAACAUCUCUGGAUGUGUGACGUUCUCUCCUGAGCAGGAAGCCUUAACCACACUGCAAAUUAGGGCACCCUCUUCUUAUAUAAUUAGUUGUUGCGCAGUAGUGUUUUUGGGUCCAUUAACUAUGGGUCUUGGUCAUCUAGUACUCGGUUCUCUUUUUCCAGAGCAUACAGUCGUUUAAUCUUUAUUUUUGCAGGUUUCCUUGAAUUGGAAAUCUGUUGGAAGUUUUUUGGCAUCCCAUUGAUGUGAUGCCACUUUUAAAAUGGCUGUUUAUCUCUGAGAACAUAGUUACCGGGUUCUGGAGUUAGGUAUCUUUUAUCUUAUGUUUGGCACCUGAUGUUCAUAGCUCUCUGCUUUGUAUCGGUUUUGCCACCAUGUGGGUCCUUGUCCCCGUUUCUUUACAGCUGUCUUUCCCAAUGGUUUUUACCUAAUUUUCCACGUAUUUUAACUCUUGUUCUAUACGUGAUGUUUGAGUCUCAGUUUUAGUCAAGGGGCAUGUUGAAGUUCCAGUUUGCUAUUCCGGGUUGCUAUUGGCAGUUCAGAGUUAUGAAUGAUGCCUUUGUCUUCAGGGGUUUUGGCCAUGGCAGCAAGUUAUACAUGUCUGCCAUGACAAUCUUUUCCCUUUGGGAAGGGUUGUUUUUUUACUACCAAGCCCCUAGUUUUUCAGGCGUCAUUUUUUUUUUUUCUCUUUGAACUUGUCAUUGUAACUUCAAUGUUAUGUAAUGCUACUGAUAUAUGCCCUUUGUAUUGUUAUGUUAUUUUAUGAAAAGUAAUGAAUAAAAAUGUGUAUUCUCAUUCCAAAAAUUAUGUAUUUAUUUUUCGAAAUAUUGAUGGAUGACUGCUGUACUUGAUAGUGAGAACAGACAACGAAGUGAAUUCUGCUGUAGCUGGACA